Molecule: messenger RNA, 2070 nt
Organism: Impatiens glandulifera
Lineage: Eukaryota; Viridiplantae; Streptophyta; Magnoliopsida; Ericales; Balsaminaceae
Product: 2-succinylbenzoate--CoA ligase, chloroplastic/peroxisomal
Exons: 9
Coding region: 97-1827 (576 amino acids)
Biological process (GO): fatty acid metabolic process
Molecular function (GO): medium-chain fatty acid-CoA ligase activity
Source: RefSeq, a predicted model, not a curated record
GUUCAAUAUCUUCUCUCUACAUAUUCACUCCCCCCGCCCCUGAGCCACCAACGGUCACAGACAAACGACACAGAAUUACUAUUAAUCUUAAUAAACAUGUCUAAUUAUUCAGGAGCCCACAUUUGUCAGUGUCUCAGCCGGAUAGCUACUUCCCGCCGCACCACCACCGUCACUAUCUCCGGCGACCGCCACAAGACAGGCAAGGAAUUUGUUGACAGGGUCUUGGGCCUCGCCGGAGGAUUGACCGAUCUGGGGCUUCUUCCCGGCGAUGUCGUGGCUCUCUCUGCUCUCAACAGUGAUUUGUACUUGGAGUGGUUAUUGGCAAUUACAUUUGUUGGUGGGAUUGUUGCUCCUCUCAAUUACAGAUGGAGCUUGGAGGAGGCAAAGUCAGCAAUGGAGACAGUGAGACCUGUCAUGCUUGUGGUUGAUGAAUCAUCUUCUCACUUCAGUUCAAGUUUUCAUAACGACAUUUUACCUUCUUUAAGGUGGCAUGUCUUUAUUAAUAUUAAUUACCCAACAACAGAUUUGAUCAACAUGAUUAACGUUGUCAACUCAAAAUCAUGUAUGUCUUCAUUAUUAAUUAUUGUUUUUAAAUCCAAAUCAAUAAUUAACUGCUCUCAAAUCUUAAUUAAUCAUUUCCGAUUUUCUCUUAUGUCGCACCAGCAGCAGCCACAAAAAAAUUCAAUUUGUUAUCUUGCAGGAACCACUGGCAGACCGAAAGGAGUAGCCAUAAGUCACUCUGCUUUAGUGAUGCAGUCCAUGGCCAAACUCGCCUGCGUGGGCUACUCCGAAGACGAUGUGUACCUACACACUGCUCCAUUGUGCCAUAUUGGUGGGAUAUCAUCAGGCUUAGCAAUGUUAAUGGUGGGAGGCCGUCACAUACUAUUUCCUAAGUUUGAGGCAUCUUCUACACUUAAAGCUAUUCGCCAAUUUCGUGUCACUUCUUUUCUAACUGUCCCUGCAAUCAUGUCCGAUAUUGUUUCCUUAACGAGGAGGGACAAGACGUUAUUAAAUGGAAUGGAGACAGUAACAAAGAUAUUGAAUGGUGGCGGAGGACUAUCAAAUGAUCUUAUCAAAGAGGCCAUCAAUAUUUUCCCAAGGGCUAAGAUUUUUUCAGCUUAUGGAAUGACGGAGACAUGUUCUUCUAUGACCUUCAUGACCCUCCACGAUCCGACGUCGACUCCUCCUCCCCAUUCUUCACUCGGCGCAACCGCCGGAGGUGUUUGUGUCGGGAAGGCUGCGCCGCAUGUUGAAAUAAGGAUCGGGUCGGAAGGUCAUGACACUUCAUCAGGGGGUGUCGGGAAGAUAUUGACUAGGGGUCCACACGUGAUGCUCGGGUACUGGGGUCAGACCAUAACCAAUGAACUAAACUCGAAUAAAGAUGUUUGGCUCGAUACGGGUGACAUUGGGAUGGUUGAUGGGUCGGGUCAAAUUUGGCUUGUUGGUCGUAACAAGGGUCGGAUCAAGAGCGGCGGUGAAAACGUCUUCCCUGAAGAGGUGGAAGGGAUAAUAUCGCAGCAUCCUGGGGUGGACACGUGUGUGGUGAUGGGAGUGCCAGAUCAACGGUUCACAGAGAUGGUAGUGGCUUGUAUUAAGCCGAAAGAUAAAUGGAAAUGGGUAAUUGGUCAAUCUAACGAUGAGAAUACAUUAUCUGCUAAUAUGAUUCAACAGUUCUGCAAGCAAAAGAAUUUGACAGGGUUUAAAAUACCUAGAAGGUUUAUUGUAUGGACGAAGCCAUUUCCAUUGACGACAACUGGGAAAUUGAAGAGAGAUAUUAUUAAGGAGGAAGUUGUCUCUGGUAUGCAAUAUAUCUCCAGCAACCUCUAAUGAUCAUAUAUAUUGUCUUAUUCUCAUCGAAUAAACACUUUCUUGUUCAUUUGAGCUGUAUUUUUUCUGUAUUAUAAUUAUGAUUAAUAGGUAUAUAUUUUUUUCCAUCUACUAUGAUAUGAUCAAUUAUAUGUAUGUAAUAAUAAGUUCAUGGGUCAUGUAAUAUUAUAUUACAGGAUUCGGAAUGAGAAUUGGUUUUAUGUUUUGUGUUUUAUUUUUUGAAUGUCAUGUUUGUUUCGGUCU